Molecule: messenger RNA, 2352 nt
Organism: Aspergillus clavatus NRRL 1
Lineage: Eukaryota; Fungi; Ascomycota; Eurotiomycetes; Eurotiales; Aspergillaceae
Product: putative C6 finger domain protein
Exons: 3
Coding region: 1-2352 (783 amino acids)
Biological process (GO): regulation of DNA-templated transcription
Molecular function (GO): zinc ion binding; DNA-binding transcription factor activity, RNA polymerase II-specific
Source: RefSeq, a predicted model, not a curated record
AUGGCGGAGACCGCAGAGCCGGCCAGCGCGCCCGCUGAGCCUCCCAAGCAGGCGGUUGAAUCAAUUGACCAGCCUGCUGCGGAGCCUGCUGCGGAACCAUUUGCGGAACCAGCUCCUGAACAGGCGCCAGAGCCAACCACAGAAAGUGUCCUAGAGGCAGCACCUCAAGCGACAUUUGAACAAACCCCUCACGCUGAACAAACUUCUCAGGCUGUGGUUGAAGCAGGUGUGGAGACCUGCAACUACGCACCAGAGUCAAUGAUCUCCGCCAUUGACACGGCGCUCCCUCCGAUUGACAAGACUAUGCCGGCCGAGGAUACAACUCUACCCCCAAUCGACACGUCGUUACCCAGCCUGGAUACGUCCUUGCCGCCAAUCGAUUCGUCGGUGCCAUCUUUACCCCCGAUCGAUACGUCUCUACCACCGUUAGACACCACUCUCCCGGCUACAGAGCCGGGUUUCUCAUUUUCAAGCACAAAGCUGGGCAACAGCGAGCCUGUUGGUCCAGAUUUCACGGGUCCCAUCACCGGAGGAUCUGAGCAUUCCACAGCCAACCAAACAAGCUUACCCUCGACGCAAGCGUCAUCUUAUCAUCAAUCUAACGGGACAUACACGCCGCAACCCGCUCAGCAACAGCAGGAGCAACAGCAGCAGCAACAGGAUGCGCACUACCAGCAUCAGUAUCAGCCACCGCAACACUAUGCGCCCCCGCAGCAUCAACAGCAGAAUCAGCCAUCACAGCAGCAAUAUCAGCAGCCGAGUUCCGAUAUGUAUCAGAACCACCAGUCCCCGCCCACGCACAUGAAUGGCCCAUCGCAACAAUCCCAUAUUCCUCAGGCCCCCAUUGGGUCCCCAAUGCCCUCGAACAUGCCUCCCAUGUCCUCUACUGACCAGUAUAUGGCGGGAUAUUCGGCGAAUGUUGCACAAAUGGGUUAUAACACGAGCGCGCAGAUGCGGUACCAGCUGCCUGGUGAUCCCAACAAGAUGCUGUCUGGCGGACGGCACAAGAAGGAGGUUAAGCGCCGAACGAAAACCGGGUGCCUGACAUGCCGAAAGCGCAGAAUCAAGUGUGACGAGGGACACCCGGUUUGCAGAAAUUGUGUCAAGAGCAAGCGUGAAUGUUUAGGUUACGACCCUGUGUUCAAAACACCGGCAUCGACCCCUUCUGCCAUCCAACCAGCGCCUAACCCGGCUCCUUCACUGGUUGUCAAUCCUCAAGAUCCUACACCGUCAUACCCAGCUGCUCCUCCUGGUUAUAUGCCCGCGGCGUCCCAACCGUUCGCCCCGUCUCUCCAUUCCGAAUCGCCAUCUACAUCUACCGAACAGCAGUACGACUACGGGACUCCUUCUGCUGACCCUUCCUUGGGCGGCAACAACUCGUCGAACAUGGCCAGCGUGCAGAACAUCACCGAGGGAGGUUUGCAGUCGUCUCUCAAUGCCUCAACAAAUACCACAGCGAACCCUUCAGAACCCUCCAGCUUCAGAGUGAAACGAGCCCAGAUAAGCGAUUUAUUGGCGCUGAGAGGCAUCCCUCCUCCACCCCCUCAUCCCAUCACAUCCCUUCCACCGAAUCGCCUAGAGGAAAUCAAAGCCGUGUUCCUCGCUACAUAUGCACCCGCCAUUGAUAGAUUCUUCGAGACUCGCUGGUUUUCCGAGAAAGCGCUGGGCCACCUUCUCGCCAAUGCACAGCUCAUGGCCGAGUAUUCUGCCUUGAUUGAUGCUUUCAAUGAUCGUAAUCUCAAUGACCCCAACGUCGUGGCACAAUUGGAGAGUUUUGAAGCGUCUGUCGUUUGGAGCACCAUGACUUUGUGCCGCCAUGUGAUGAAUGUUUCCAAUGGUAGCCUCGGACAGGAUUUCGAUCUACUGGCCACCGCUUCCAGACUUGACGUGAUUGAAGCAAUGAUCACGGGCGAGCAUCUGGACAGAAAUCCGCUGGCGCAGUUCCCGAAUCGCGAACCGGCAGCCAGCCCGCCUACCCUUCCUGAUCAACUCAUGCAAAGAUCCUUGGACUUUUGGAGCUCGAUUGGCCAUUUCUUGACUCUCCAUGAUAAUGAAGCCAUCUCAGCGAAAGAGAUCGAUGAUACCCUGGCUCGGUGCAGGACUCUGCUGGAUACCUACGAGAAUCGCGAUGUGAUCUACUCGAUCGCCAUUGCCCGCCACAUCGGACAGCGCUGGGCGGACUUUCCACAUAGCAUCCCUCAGCAUGUCACACCGAACGAAAAAGAUGCGGGGGCCAAGCUGUAUGUCGCGCAGAAAUUCCUGGAGCAGGAGGCUGGCGGCAAAGGAACCACGCAGGUCAUCAAGCGCCUUUGCGGUAUGGUUGUCCGCUCGUGGUAUGUCUCCCGUGAGUAA